Molecule: messenger RNA, 1590 nt
Organism: Lachancea meyersii CBS 8951
Lineage: Eukaryota; Fungi; Ascomycota; Saccharomycetes; Saccharomycetales; Saccharomycetaceae
Source: the annotation of a GenBank genome assembly
AUGGCCUUUAGGACCUUCAAGUUUAAUCUCUUAAAGCACAAUUCCCGUAGACUUACAAGUAUGACAUCAGUGCAGGCAGAAAAAGCUCCAAAAUCGAAGCUACAGUUCGCUUUGAAGACCCCAAAGGGCACCAAGGACUGGGCUGAUAAAGAUACAGUGAUCAGGGACGGAAUCUUCUCUAGCUUGUCUUCCAUUUUCAAGCGUCACGGCGCUAUUGCUCUUGACACUCCAGUCUUCGAACUGCGAGACAUUUUGGCUGGAAAAUACGGUGAAGACUCGAAAUUGAUCUACAACCUGGAAGACCAAGGUGGAGAAUUAUGCUCAUUGCGUUACGAUCUAACAGUGCCUUUUGCUAGAUUUGUGGCCAUGAACAACAUCCAAAACAUCAAAAGGUACCAUAUUGCGAAGGUUUACAGAAGAGAUCAGCCGGCCAUGACAAAAGGACGUAUGAGAGAGUUCUACCAAUGCGAUUUCGACAUUGCAGGGAACUACGAGAGCAUGAUUCCAGAUGCUGAGUGUCUCUCUAUCCUUGUGGAGGGUUUCACCAGCUUGGGAAUCAAGGACUUCAAAAUCAAGCUCAACCACAGAAAAAUACUGGACGGGAUUUUCCAAAUCGCCGGUGUCAAGGACGAAGACGUGAGGAAAAUCUCUUCUGCUGUUGACAAGCUCGACAAGUCUCCAUGGGACGCGGUCAAGAAAGAAAUGGUAGUCGACAAGGGCCAAACUGAGGCCACAGCUGACAGAAUUGGCGAGUACGUCAAGUUGAACGGCUCCCUCCAAGAAGUUCAUGCAAUCUUGUCUCAAGAUGCCAACGUUAUGGCUAACGAAAAGACCAAAGAGGGUUUGGAUGAGCUGGCUACUUUCAUCAAGUACGUAGAAGCUCUCCAGAUCGACUCUUACAUCUCUUUCGAUCUUUCGCUCGCGAGAGGUCUCGAUUACUACACUGGAAUCAUUUUCGAGGUCGUCACCGCGGCUUCGGCUCCUCCCAAGAACGCUGAGGAACUAAAGAAAAAGUCUAAGAGCACAGAAGAUGCCUCCGAGUACGUUGGUGUUGGUUCGAUCGCUGCUGGUGGUCGUUACGAUAACCUGGUCAACAUGUUUGCAGAGGCCACUGGUAAGAAAUCUGGACAGAUCCCCUGCGUCGGUAUUUCUUUCGGUAUUGAAAGAAUAUUCUCUCUCAUCAAACAAAGAGCUGAAAAAGAUGCUUCCAUUAGACCAACUGCCACUAAAAUCUUUGUGAUGGCUUUCGGUGGGGGUAAAGACUGGUCCGGAUACUUGCCAGAGAGACUGCAAGUGGCUAAGCAACUCUGGAAUGCAGGAAUCGAAACUGAAUAUGUUUACAAAUCCAAGGCCAAUCCCAGAAAGCAGUUUGACGCCGCUGAUAAGUGCGGUUGCCCACUAGCUGUCAUUCUCGGCAAAGAGGAGUAUCUAGACAACAAAUUAAGAGUCAAGAGAUUGGGACCUGAAUUUGCUGACGAUGACGGAGAACUCAUUGAUGCUAAGGAUCUCAUUACGGUAGUAAAGCAGAAGCUGUCGGAAAUUUACGGAGAUAACGCUGACGAGGUUACCAAGCUCUUCCAAGGCUUGUGA